Molecule: messenger RNA, 2042 nt
Organism: Aegilops tauschii subsp. strangulata
Lineage: Eukaryota; Viridiplantae; Streptophyta; Magnoliopsida; Poales; Poaceae
Source: RefSeq, a predicted model, not a curated record
UUACAGAUAGCCACACAUCCAAGCUGCCCUGAAUAACAUCCACUAGCUCGGCUGCUGCUCCUCCUUCCCCAUUCUCCAAUAUCAGAAUUGGAGGGCUUCUGGUGCAGCGCCGCGCUCAAUGCCGGGCAGCAUCCGAAUCUCAGACAUUCGACCACCGGUCACAGCUCCACUCUUCUUGCAAGUUAAUGUAGGGAAAAAAGAGUACAUCGGAGACAUAGGGCAAGAUGGAUUCUCCCUUCCUGUUACAUCGAUUCGUGAUAGCAUGGUGAUGACGCUGUACAAUGCAGACAAGGAAUUGGUAUCCAAAACAGAGGUGAAGACAAAGUUGAUUGUUGAGUUGGGAACAAUGGAUGUUAUUUUUACUCUUGAUAGUGGAGGGACAAUUAUUCUCCAGUUGCAGUUUUUUCUCAGUGAUGAAGAUCGCAAGCGCAUCCAAGAGAUGAGGAACUCUGUGAUGAAAAGAAAGCAGCAAGAGCUACUUGGGAAUGGCGAUGAAUUUUAUUUCCAAGAAGAUAGCCCACUGCCUAAAGGGCAUGCAGAAGAUAUCCCCGGCAUCCCAAGCAAAGAUGACCAAUUGACGCUUCAGAAGAGCAUGUCGUUGGAUGAUCUGAAAAAUAGGGUCUUCUUCUCCGAAACAAGUGUAGAUUCUGACAUGGUGGCUUCUAAGGACAUACCACUGCAAAUUGGUGGCAAUACUUCGAUGCUCGAAGGUCCCAUCGACAUCGAUUCCGAGAAAGGACAGGGUAAACCAAAGAGUAGAUCAAGCAGCGUGGUGAAGAAGAUGAUAAGUGCCUUCGAAAGCAGCUCCCCACAGGGUCUGCCUUUGGUGCCAAGGAUCAGAUCAGAGAGCUCGUUGGAAGAGAUGCCGUCGGUUUCUUCUUCAGAGACUUCCACCAACCCUUCACGCAAGCCUCCUACUCCCGGUGCAUCAGUGGACGCUCCAGGCCGCACCCAGACAGGGCCCGGGCCAGGGAAGCAAGCCAUGAUCAUCGGCAACAAGAAACCGAGCACAUCUUUUGGAAAGACCGGCCCGUUAAACACACAAGAAAGCCGAAGACGGAGCUCCAGGCAGAGCGCAGGAGCGAGCGACAUGAUUCGCUCGGAGAAGCGGUCAGCGGAAAAGCGCCGGCGUCGCUCCAUCUGCACCUACUCAUCGGAGCAGCAGGUGAACCCUUGUGGUGCGACGUCUGUCGUCGCGUGGAUCAACCAUCCGCACGUCUGCAUCACCACUGCGAGCAGGCAGCUGAAAGACAUUGUUGACGUCGAGCACCUGAAUUCCAUGGAGAACUUAGGGCAGGGCGCAGGUGACGGCGCGGCGCGGCGGUCUGAUGGUUUCCCGGUGCUGAAUGGGUGGUUGAUUAACCAGGGUGUGCGUGGUGUGAUAGUGAUCAUAGCCUGCGGAGCUGUGUUUUUCAACAACAGGUGAAGAAGAACGCUCUUAUAUUUCUUUACGGAGGGAGUAACUAAUAUCAGAAGCUGCGACCGAUGAGGCAUUGAGAUGCAGUGCAAUUUGUUUGUGUUGACGACUUGCUGUUGCUUCAUACUCCACCAUGAUGACUCGCAGUUCAUGUCAGAAGUUGCGAUGGGAUGAGUGCGGAGUAAAUAUGUAAAUCAUACUGGGAUGAAGAUGAACUGUCAGGUUCUAGCGCGGCCUUCUGCCACCGCGUCCCUUUGGCCGUACGCCAUGCUUUGGGAUGUCUGCCCGGUGUUUGGACUUUGUGGUCAGGCCGGAUGGUCCCGAGUCGCCUCGGUUGGUGCAAAAGACGGGGAGCUCUGAAAUGAGGGAGGCUCACCACUAGACUGGACUGCUGUAGAAUAAUGAAGUUGUCACUGCCUGAUUGUUGGUUUGGUUCCUCUCUGCUAAGAGAAAGGCUUGAUUGGACUCUUUAGUUAGUUGAUUGUGUCGUACGUGUGCUACUGUUAUUAUGCUCUUAUAAGUUAGUGCGAUGCCGAGAGGCCUAUCUCGAGCAGUUUUAUUUAUGUGGACUUCUUGCUUGUGUUGCUCUAUGCUUCUUCAACAUAAGGAUUUGGUUUGUCUCAAA